This is a messenger RNA of Drosophila willistoni, 1648 nucleotides long. Its product is annotated as chondroadherin. Bases 363 to 1646 code for a protein of 427 amino acids. The record is from RefSeq and is a predicted model, not a curated record. NCBI's taxonomy places the organism in Eukaryota, Metazoa, Arthropoda, Insecta, Diptera, Drosophilidae. Gene Ontology annotation, cellular component: plasma membrane. The transcript is spliced from 2 exons. Gene Ontology annotation, molecular function: protein binding.
AAAUAACGCAAUAGAAAAACAUAAAUAAGUACGAAAAGUAGAGAGAGACGCGGAAAACAAGGCACUAAAGGCCCAAGACGACGACGACGACGACGGCGACGAAACAGCAGGCAAGCAAGCAAAGAAGUAAGUAGAAGAGGAAGGACACAAGCACGAAACGGACAAAAGGGAAGGAAGGACGGAAGGAAGGCAGCCAAAGAAUAGAGGUGGAGUAGCACUAACAGCAGCAGGAGCAGCAGAAGCAACAGCAUCAGCAUCAGCAGCAGCAGUAGCAGCAGCCGGAACCGGACAGCAAAGGACUAGCAGUAGAGAGAAUCGAGCUCAAUUACGCCGCCAAACUGUCGUGUCAGCAACAACGUGAAAUGUGCAAUUCCUGGCUGCUGCUCAUAAUUGCGCUCUCUGUUGUCGUCUGCCUGUGGAACUCGCAACAAACCGAAACAUCCAAAUCAUGCCCAGCCGAGUGCAUCUGCUUGUCCCAGACUCAAGUGCUGUGUAACACGGGCGGUCUCGACCAGAUACCAUUGCGACAAUUGCCAGCAACUGUUGAAAAUCUGGCGCUAACGAAAAACAAUUUUCCGAUCAUCAAACCGGACUCAUUUGCCGGUCUGCGUGCAUUAAAGAAACUCUCGCUGGAUGGCAAUAAUAUAACACGCAUCAAGCAGUUUGCCUUUCGCGGACUGCCCCGUCUCAAGGAGCUAUCCAUACAGUAUACACCAUUGCAGACGGUUGCCCAAUUCGCAUUUGCCGGUCUGCAGAAUUUAUCGACAAUAUUAUUGAGUCACAAUCAAAUUCAACGCAUUGAGGGCAAUGCAUUUGCUGGCACCUCAAAUAUCAAGUUGAUUCUGCUCACAAACAAUCCGCUGAUACGUAUCGAUAGUUCGGCCUUCUCCAGUCUAACGAAUGUCGGUCAUUUGAUUCUACCGUCGGGCAUAAGAAGCAUUGAACAGGACGCCUUCUUUGGCAUGGAUGCGGUGGGUCUGCUGAAGCUUGCCUAUAUGGAUCUUAAAGAGAUCUCACCAUUCACCUUUCGUGGGCUAUCGAAUGUUCUGUUGCUAACGUUACAGGAAUCCGAUUUGGGUGUGAUCUGUGCCGAUGCAUUUACCGGUCUGACUCAAGUGGAUACACUACAGAUAUUGAACAAUAAGAUUGAUUCAAUUGAGGAGCUCAAUUUCACCAAUACGGCAGCCAUUAAACAUUUGAAAUUCCAUGGCAAUCAUGUACUUGAGACACCUGAUCCGAAUGCCAUCAUUGUGGAUGGUGUUGAUCAUUUGCAGCUAAUUAACAAUCAUUUUCCCUGCGGCUGUCAUAUACACACUCUACUGGAUGGCCCACUAGCCGAGGGGGCUCACAAUCUGAGUGAGUUUCUACAAAAGAACUAUUGCAUUUCGCCCCUGGAGGUGAAUGGCAGGGUGAUGAGUGAACUGGAUAUUGAUUCAAUCGGUCGAUGUACGGAUCAAUUGACUAAAGGCAAUUUGGGCUCAUCGGCAGCCUCUCUUGCCCUGGGCAUUAAGUGCUCCAUGUUCCUGAUGGCAGUGGCCAGUUGUGUGGAAUGGCGUUAUGUGCGUCUGCUGGCCCAGCUCUUUGCCUGGCGGCGGCGAAGGAAACGACGAAGGGCCACCAGCUGCACCAGCACCAACUCCAAUUAGAA